Molecule: messenger RNA, 2742 nt
Organism: Medicago truncatula (barrel medic)
Lineage: Eukaryota; Viridiplantae; Streptophyta; Magnoliopsida; Fabales; Fabaceae
Product: papilin
Exons: 3
Coding region: 144-2372 (742 amino acids)
Source: RefSeq, a predicted model, not a curated record
UUGAAUUGCACAUGUAUACAUUUUUCUGGGAACAACAAAAGCAACGACAAUUUCUCACUAGCCACCACCACUCACUGAACCUCUCUGUAUCAACAACGAAAAAGAGAAGAAAAUAGAAUCGUAACACUGAAAACAAGAUUCGAAUGGCGUUCGAAUUACCAAUAGAUCAAAUAAAGCAGUUACAGAUCCUUCUUCGCAAAGAUGCCAAUCUCUCAUGGUACAAUCCAGAAAAUGACGAAAAUCUCCCUCUCCCAAACCUCCAUUCCGUCGCAGAAACCGUCGCCAAACUCGAUCCUUCGCCACCUUACCUUCGCUGUAAGAAUUGCAAUGGUAGACUCCUCCGUGGCGUUCAAUCCUUUAUCUGUGUCUUUUGUGGUGCAAAUCCGCACAAAGAUCUUCCUCCUGAAGCUAUUAAAUUUAAGAAUACUCUUGGGUAUCGUUGGUUGCUUGAAUCUCUUCAACUCGAUGGAUCGGAGAUGGUGGCACCGACGGUGGAAGAACAUGCAUCAAGCAGAACAAGGAGUGAAUUAAACGAUGAGAUUCCUUUAUCUGAACUACUGGAUUUGGAAAUUCGAUGGCCUUCUGAGGCGGAGAGAGCACUAUCAAGUAAUUCAGACUCGGAAGCAUUUCCGGGUGAAAGCUCGUUGAGUUUGUCUGGUGUUGAUCUGGAUAGUUUUUUUGAUCGGAGAGAAUCUGAUUUCAAUGUGUCUGAGCAGAAUUCGGCUUUUGAAAGAAAUGUAGGUGGUGCUUCAGAUAACACUUUCCAAGCAAAUGAGAAUCUUAGUUUGUUUCAGAAUUUCCAAGCUUCAGAAGCAUCAGGAGGGUCUGUAGAGGAUCAGAGUGGGGGUUCUUUUUCGGGUUGGGAGGCCAACUUCAAGUCUGCUAGUUCUGCUCCUGUUCACAAAGAGUCCAAUUCAGUCGAUCAUUCUAAAGUUGAAUUGGAUACAGUAUCUGGAUAUGGGAAAGAUUCUGACGGUGUAAAGGAGAACGAUGAUUUCAAUCCUUCAGCGUCCGGUGAAGAUGAUUGGUUUCAGGGUGAUGAAUUCCAAACUUCUAACUCAAAGAUAGAUGGCCAGCCUGGGAAGUCGGAAACGACCACAGAUCUCUAUCAUAUGGAAAAAGAAGAAAUUGCUACUGGUUCGUCUACUAGGAAUUUGGACUGGAUGCAGGAUGACCAGUGGCAAGAGAGUGAAACCAAGAUUCCUAAUAUUGGGGCUACUGAUGAAGAAGAUGAUUCAUUUGAUGCUUGGAAUGAUUUUACUGGCUCAGCUGGCACACAAGACCCUUCUGGUAUUAUUUCCAGCCAAAACAUGACUGCCCAGACGGGAAAUUUUGAAUUUUCUGCUGAUCUGAAUGAUGCAAAAACAGCAGAGGAUGCUAAUAGUUCUUCUAACAGGGACUUUGACUGGAUGGAAAAUGAUCAACGACAAGAUAAUGAUAACAGGACAAUUGAUAAUGUUGGUACUAAUGAAGGUUCUUAUUCAUUUGAUUCAUGGAAUGAUUUCACCGGCUCAGCCACUACACAAUAUCCUUCACAUAGUGUUUCCAAUUCAGAGAUAACUGGCCAGACUGGGAAAUUUGAAAUGACUGAAGAUCCUAAUGAUACAAAAAUUGCAGAAAGUGCUGAUGGUUCAUCUAGUAAUUUUGACUGGAUGCAAAAUGAUCCAUGGCAGGGGAGCAAUAACAAGGAAACUGGUAUUACGGCUACUAACGAAGUCACUGAUUCAUUUGAUGCAUGGAAUGAUUUUACUGGUUCAGCCUUUUCACAAAAUCCUUCCAGUAGCGUUUCACACUCUGAGAUAAAAGACCAGACUGGCAUAUCUGAAAUUACUGCUGAUCUUCAUGAUACCAAAACAGCAGAGGGUGCUAAUGCUUCUUCAGUUAAAAGUUUUGACUGGAUGCAAGGUGACCAAUGGCAAGUUAGCAAUAACAAAACAACCGAUAGUGUGACUACUAAUGAUAAUGCUGACCCAUUUGAUGUGUGGAGUGGCUUUACUAGCUUGACCACUAAACAAGAAGAUCCUUUCAGUAACAUUCCUGUACAAAUUGUGAAUCAAACUCCAUCUGAAAAGACCUUUGAAGUGGAUUUAUUUGGAUCGUCAAACAACUCACAUGAUAUGGAUUUUAGUGGAUUUUCACAGAAUGAUUUUUUAGAACAGUUUGAUAAUGCACUGAGUACUCCUGCAGCAACCAAUGGUCAACCUGCAGCUGCUAUUUUAAACAGGGUGGCUGAUGAUGAUACCAUGAGACAAAACACUAGAGAUGUUUCCACUGCAGAAUUAGGGUCAAAAGAUGACGUAGAGAUGUUGAUGUCACAGAUGCAUGAUCUCUCAUUUAUGCUUGAGAGCAAUCUUUCAUUUCCCCCAAAAUGAGAUAUGGAGCUACUUUAUUUUCUCAAAAUUCAUGUUCAGUCAUUCUACGUCUCGAUAUUUAAAUUAAUUUACUAAUCUGUAACACAUGUUCUUCUCCUUUCAAAGUAUCUGUUAUCUUUAAUUGAAAGGCAGGGGGAUAUGGUUUUCCUUAAUGGUUUCAAUUCCAUUCUUCACUGUUUGUUUUCUUUUUUAGGUAGAAUUCUUUAAAUUAGAUUUUUAUUGUAAAUCAAGCAUGCUGGUGUUGUAUUGUUUUACGGUAUGCAACUACUGUACAUUAGCGGAUAGUUUACUUUGGGGAGACGAGUAUGACCUUUGGUACCUUAUUGGCCAAAGUGGAACAAAAAACGACAUCAUGGUUACAUUUUUUCUA